Pieris macdunnoughi is the source of this 312-nucleotide messenger RNA. The record is from the annotation of a GenBank genome assembly. NCBI's taxonomy places the organism in Eukaryota, Metazoa, Arthropoda, Insecta, Lepidoptera, Pieridae.
AUGCAAAUGUAUGUAGGAAGGUCCUGUGUACACGCACUUACGCAUACGGGGAGGUGGGUGCCAUCUCCACAUAAUCCGCUUUCCCCGUCAGCCUCGCGCCAGCUUCGCCAAAGAUGGUUCUACGCAUGUGAGUGUACACACGCGGCACUUUCUCUUGAAGCUCGCCACUGGCUUUUAAAGGGGGUGGAGGGUGUUCAAGGGGGCCAGAGGGCGAAUCGUUCCGAACGGGUAAGCACGGGGGCAGCGGACAGCGUGGCCUUACGUGCGCCACAUAGAAACGGUCAUCGAUGCCUUCCUUUGAAAAGUACUUGA